Messenger RNA from Emiliania huxleyi CCMP1516, 2112 nucleotides. Its product is annotated as threonine-tRNA ligase. The annotation marks the transcript as partial. NCBI's taxonomy places the organism in Eukaryota, Haptophyta, Isochrysidales, Noelaerhabdaceae. Gene Ontology annotation, biological process: threonyl-tRNA aminoacylation. The record is from RefSeq and is a predicted model, not a curated record. Gene Ontology annotation, cellular component: cytoplasm; mitochondrion. The transcript is spliced from 6 exons. Gene Ontology annotation, molecular function: ATP binding; threonine-tRNA ligase activity.
GCCUGGAUCGGAGAGCGGCUGGCGCUGCUCGAGGAGAUCAAGCAGCGGAAUGCGGCGGCGCUGGAGGCGUUGCCAAAGCCGCCGAUCACAGUGACCCUGCCCGACGGCAAGGCCAUCGAGGGCAAGGCGUGGGAGACCUCGCCCCUCGACAUUGCCUCCGGUAUCUCAAAGGGCCUCGCCUCUGCCACCUGCGUCGCCUCGGCUCGCCGCCUCACGUGGGCCUCACCGCGCGGUGGCCUCGUCAGGCCUCUGGAGGGAGACUGCGAGCUGCGGCUGCACAAGUGGGACGAGCCCGCCGGCAAGGAGACCUUCUGGCGCCCUCUCUCUCCCGCCGACCGCGCAGCUUGCGGGAGGGAGGCGCGAGGGCUCAGGCGCGGCUGGCGGUGUGACCGUAGGCACUCUUCGGCGCACGUGUUGGGCGAGGCGCGCGCUGGCCCGGAGAGGAGACGGGGGAGGAGGGGCCUGGCCAGGGCUUGGCCGGGUCGGCCGGGUAGGAGAGGAGGGGAGGGCGGGGCAGAAGGGCUGCACAAGGGUCCCCCGUGCGGGGUACCCGUGCGGGGUACCCGUGCGGGCGCCCCCCCCCCCCCCUCUCCUCCAGGCCCCUUUGUCGACCUCUGCCGUGGCCCACACCUCCCAAACACGGGCAAGGUCAAGGCCUUCGCCGUCACGAAGACGUCGGCCGCGCUCUGGCUCGGCAAGGCGGGCAACGACGAGCUGCAGCGCGUGUACGGCGUCUCCUUCCCCGACAAGAAGGAGUUCGCCGAGUGGAAGGCGCUGCAGGAGGAGGCCAAGAAGCGCGACCACCGCGCGAUCGGCAUCAAGCAGGAGCUCUUCUUCUUCGACGACCUCUCGCCCGGGUCGUGCUUCUUCCAGCCGCUCGGCGGUCGGCUGUACAACAAGCUCGUCGAGCUCAUCCGCGGCCAGCUGUGGCUCCGAGGCUACGAGGAGGUCAUCACGCCGAACAUGUACAACCUCAAGCUGUGGCAGACCUCUGGCCACGCGACCAAGUACGCGGAGAACAUGUUCAUGCUGGACUGCGAGGGGCAGCCCUUCGCGCUCAAGGCGAUGAACUGCCCGGGCCACUGCCUCAUGUUCAAGCACCGCAAGCGCUCCUACCGCGAGCUGCCCCUCCGCAUGGCCGACUUCGGCGUGCUGCACCGCAACGAGCUCUCGGGCGAGCCUCCCCCGCCGAGACCGGCUCUCGCCCAAGGACGCGUCCCAGUGACAUGCGCGCUCACCGGCCUCACGCGCGUGCGCCGCUUCCAGCAGGACGACGCGCACAUCUUCUGCAUGGUCUCGCAGAUCAAGCAGGAGAUCGCCAACGUGCUCGACAUGAUCUCGACCAUCUACGGCUGGCUCGGGAUGGACUUCGCGCUCAACCUCUCGACCAAGCCCGAGAGCGCGCUUGGCGACGCCGCGGUGUGGGAGACGGCCGAGGGGAUGAUCGCGGAGGCGCUCGACGAGUACCAGGCCAAGAGCGGCCGCGGCUGGUCCCUCAACCCGGGUGACGGCGCCUUUUACGGGCCGAAGAUCGACAUCCACGUCUACGACGCCCUCAAGCGGCCGUUCCAGUGCGCGACGGUCCAGCUCGACUUUGUGCAGCCGCAGCGCUUCGACCUCAAGUACAUGACUUCGGGCGCCGCGGCGGCUGCUGCCGAGGCGCCCAAGGACGGGGAGGAGGAGAGCGCGGCGGGUGCCCUACCGCCCGGCUACGAGCGGCCCGUCAUGAUUCACCGCGCGGUGCUCGGCUCGGUCGAGCGGAUGAUCGCCAUCCUCACGGAGCACUUCGCCGGCAAGUGGCCCUUCUUCCUCUCGCCGCGGCAGGCCGUCGUCGUCCCCGUCUCCGCCGCGUUCAACGAGUACGCCGAGGAGGUGCGCAAUCAGCUGCACGCCGCCGGCUUCUACUGCGACGUCGACGCCUCGAACCGCACCCUCAACAAGAUGGUGCGCGAGGCGCAGCUGUCGCAGUACAACUUCAUCCUCGUCGUCGGAAAGGAGGAGGCGGCCGAGGCGGCCGUCAACGUGCGCACGCGCGACAACGAGGUGCACGGCAAGAAGACGGUCGAGGCUCUUCUCGCCGACUUCAAGCAGCUCCUCGCCGACCACAAGUGA